Batrachochytrium dendrobatidis JAM81 is the source of this 474-nucleotide messenger RNA. RefSeq lists its product as uncharacterized. Gene Ontology annotation, molecular function: calcium ion binding. NCBI's taxonomy places the organism in Eukaryota, Fungi, Chytridiomycota, Chytridiomycetes, Rhizophydiales. The transcript has 5 exons. Bases 1 to 474 code for a protein of 157 amino acids. The record is from RefSeq and is a predicted model, not a curated record.
AUGAAAGUCGAUUCAUCUUUAGAAACUAUUCAUUCACAUUCUUCUAGUCCUGUCCAACAUCAUUCUCAGCCAUUAGUCCAUCCUACAACACCUCUAACCAACAAGUACACCGAUGAGGCGCGCCAGUAUCUCGAAAAACAUCGUAUCCUAGAAAUCGUCCAGCAGCUCACUACUUCAUUGUUGAUAGAAAAACCAGUCAACCCUCAAGAGUUUAUGAUACGAAAACUCGAAGCAAUGCGUGUGGCAAGAGCACGCAAUCAAAACCAUGUUUUGUUUACUCGAGCCAAUAUUGUUGCAUUAUACAAAAUAUUUGAUAUCACUGGUCGUGGAUACAUUAGUAUCGAACAGUAUCGUGAAGCAAUGAUGACAAUCGGUGCAUCAAAAUACAAUCCAAAGCCUCUAGGGUAUGGAGUCAAUCGUAUUAGUUCCGAUACGUUUGCAGACGAGGCGCUUACUGCAUUGCGAAAAUUAUAG